GCAAACGCGAUUUUACGCGACAGCAUACAGAGAAAGAGCCCAGUAUGAUCCGUCUACGGGCUGUAGACACGCUGCUAAGCAGCGCUACUAUUCCUCAUAGGACAUUAUCAAGAUGUUUCCUCCAUCGCCAAAUAGAGACGAAUUUUCAAUUAGUGCCACGCUUGGGUUCUAGCAGACCGAACCAUGUCCCCCAACACCCUACAAUAAGGAGACCAUUCUCCCACACAACAUGUCGGAAGAGGAGGAACAGGAAUGAGAACACACCGCCCGCCGCACCAGCCACAACCGACGAGGGCGAGCUAAAGCCAGAGCCGAUCAUCAAUCCCUACGACUUCACGGAUCUGCACGAUGCCUACCGCGCUCUCGAGAAGCGCUUCGUCGACGAGCUGAAGCAGCUGCGCAGCGGGGGCAAGGGCUUUGCCGAGGCCAUUGGCGCGGUGCCCGUGCGGGUGGACAAGAAGUCGCCGCAGGUGUUCCCGCUGCGCGAGCUGGCGACGGUGGCGCCGCUGGGCGGGAGGAGGUGGAGCAUCCUGGCCUUCGAGGAGUCGUCAGUCAAGCCCAUCAUGAGCGCGGUGCAGCGGUCCGACCACUUCAACCAGCAGCCGCAGCGGUCCGAGGACAACCCGCUCGAGCUGGUCAUGACGGUCGAGCCAGAGCGCGCCGACGCCCUCUCGCGGCGCGCCAUGGACAUCUGCAAUGCGUGGCGCAACCGGGUGCGCGAGGAAACGCAUAACCGCGGCGAGAAGACAAAGAAGUACUACCGGCAACGGCGCAUCACGAGCGACGAUUUGCACCGGCUGAAGGAGAAGGCGAAGAAGUUCCAGGACGAGCAGAUGAAGAUCAUCCAGGCGAAGGAGAAGGAGGUGGUGCAGCUUAUCAUGGCGAGGUCGAGCUGAAGUGGAUUGGGAAUGACGCCGGGAAACGCCACAAGGUGCAAACGGAGCCGAGCAUGGCACGGGCAAGGGUAUGUAUAAAAUAGAACCAAGGUAAACCGUCUGUAUAUGGAUAGAUGCCUUUGUACAAUAC
Molecule: messenger RNA, 1026 nt
Organism: Canariomyces notabilis
Lineage: Eukaryota; Fungi; Ascomycota; Sordariomycetes; Sordariales; Chaetomiaceae
Product: ribosome recycling factor
Exons: 2
Coding region: 45-896 (283 amino acids)
Biological process (GO): translation
Cellular component (GO): mitochondrion
Molecular function (GO): ribosomal large subunit binding
Source: RefSeq, a predicted model, not a curated record